GGCCGUCCAGCCGAGAAAGGAAAAGAAUCAACACAGGCGGGCCUUUGGCAACAGCUCUUGCUUCGGUCGCAUACGCCUCUCCUCUGAAAACCCUUCUAUCGCCUCUCCGCCGCCGCGCCGCCACUUCCCCUCUCCCGUCGACGCGAGAUCGAGCUAGCGUUGGGGGUUCCCGAGACCGGCUGCGAUGGCGACAGAGCAAGCGGCGGAGAACUACACGGUGGAGGACCUCGUGGCCCUGAACCCCUACAACCCCGACAUCCUCAACGACCUCGAGAAGUUCGUCAACGAGCAGGUCUCGUCUCAAACAUAUAACCUGGAUGCAAAUCUCAGCCUUCUUCGCCUGUACCAGUUCGAGCCAGAAAGGAUGAGUAUACAGAUUGUGGCCCACAUACUGAUUAAGGCUCUCAUGGCAAUGCCGGCCCCGGACUUCAGUCUUUGCUUAUUCUUAAUACCUGAACAUGUGCAAAUGGAGGAGCAGUUCAAGACAUUGAUAGUUCUUUCUCACUACCUAGAGACUGCUAGGUUCAGUCAGUUUUGGGAUGAAGCAGCAAAGAACCGCCACAUAUUGGAAGCAGUUCCAGGUUUUGAACAGGCAAUCCAAUCCUAUGCGAUUCAUGUACUUUCCUUGACAUACCAGAAAGUUCCAAGGCCUAUUCUUGCAGAGGCAAUCAACAUUGAAGGUCUUGCGUUGGACAAGUUUCUUGAGUAUCAUGCUGCAAACUCAGGUUGGGUGAUUGAGAAGGGUGGGCAGUCUCAAGUGAUUGUUCUUCCACGCAAUGAGUUCAAUCACCCAGAGCUCAAGAAGAACACAGCUGAUAUCGUUCCCUUUGAGCACGUAACACGCAUAUUCCCUGUCCUUAGCUGAUUCAGGCGAGCUGAGAGAUUUAUAUAAAACUCAGCGAGUGAAGCUUCUCUAAGCAAUCGUAUCGUCUGUUUUGUAGUGUGCUGUAUCUUGAGAUUUUGAGAUUAUAUCUCGGUGUACCUGUUUUUUUUUUUGUCUGAAUUGGUCCCUGCAACUUAUGGUUAUUACUACUCUAACGAAAUGAUCAGUUAUGAGAUUGGUCUGCCCUAAAUCCUAA
Messenger RNA from Sorghum bicolor (sorghum), 1079 nucleotides. Its product is annotated as eukaryotic translation initiation factor 3 subunit K. Bases 185 to 865 code for a protein of 226 amino acids. The record is from RefSeq and is a predicted model, not a curated record. Gene Ontology annotation, cellular component: cytoplasm; eukaryotic translation initiation factor 3 complex. NCBI's taxonomy places the organism in Eukaryota, Viridiplantae, Streptophyta, Magnoliopsida, Poales, Poaceae. Gene Ontology annotation, molecular function: ribosome binding; translation initiation factor activity. The transcript is spliced from 8 exons. Gene Ontology annotation, biological process: regulation of translational initiation.